AUGUCGCGAGCAGUUCUCAUCACUGGAGCCACAGGCAAGCAAGGCGGCGCUGUCGUGAACGCGUUACUAAAAGCCGAUGCUGAUCUUGAGAUCCUCGCCCUUACUCGAAAUGCUCAAUCAGCAUCUGCUCAACGGCUGGCGCAGAAGUCGUCCAAGAUCAAAUUGGUGACGGGUGAUAUGGACGCAGCCGAAAACAUCUUCAGCAAAGCUAAGGAGAUAACCAAUACACCGAUAUGGGGAGUCUUUAGUGUACAGGCAGCUAUGGGCGGCGGGGCAAACUUUCGAAAGGAAGAAAUUCAAGGCAAGGCUUUAAUCGAUGCUUCGCUCAAGAAUGGUGUCAAGCAUAUGGUGUAUUCGUCAGUCGACCGCGGUGGAGACAAGUCAGAUAAUGACCCAACCAACAUUCCACACUUCAUCAGCAAGUACAACAUCGAGAAAUAUCUUUUGGAGAAGACCAAGGACGGAGAGAUGGAUUGGACAAUCCUCCGACCCGUUGCCUUCUUCGAGAAUCUGACCCCGAACUUCUUCGGUAAAGUUUUCACCACGAGCUGGAAGAUUACCCUUAAGAAGGACCAGAAGCUUCAGUUAGUCGCGACAAGCGACAUCGGCUUCUUUGCCGCCGAAGCGUUUAGAAACCCGGAGGAGUGGAAGGGAAAGAAAUUGAGUCUGGCGGGGGAUGAGCUAACGUACGAUCAGUUUGCCACGAUUUUCAAGCAGAAGACUGGUAACGAUCUGCCCACUACGUAUCAUUUUAUUGCCGCUAUCAUUAUGUGGAUGACGAAGGAACUCGGGUAUAUGUUUAGAUGGUUCCGCGACGUUGGUUAUGGAGCUGAUAUCGCAGCGCUGAGGAAUAUGCACCCUGAUCUUAAGGACUUUGGGACAUGGCUGGAAACGGAGAGCAAAUUCAAGACUCGCCAAUAGGCUGGGACCUUUCCAUGUAAUGUAAUGUAAAAGUGUGGGUGUGUAAUAGUAUAGUUUCUGUUUGCGAAAAGAAAUGGUUAUGGGACUGUUGUAAAUAUCAAUAAUGCUGUGUAUACAAGCCAGGGUUCCUCUCAUAUAU
Messenger RNA from Daldinia loculata, 1060 nucleotides. Its product is annotated as nucleoside-diphosphate-sugar epimerase family protein. The transcript has 2 exons. The coding region runs from base 1 to 921 and encodes 306 amino acids. The record is from RefSeq and is a predicted model, not a curated record. Lineage: Eukaryota; Fungi; Ascomycota; Sordariomycetes; Xylariales; Hypoxylaceae.